This is a messenger RNA of Ilyonectria robusta, 395 nucleotides long. RefSeq lists its product as uncharacterized. The transcript has a single exon. The record is from RefSeq and is a predicted model, not a curated record. Bases 27 to 236 code for a protein of 69 amino acids. Lineage: Eukaryota; Fungi; Ascomycota; Sordariomycetes; Hypocreales; Nectriaceae.
CUCGACUUGAGUAUAACACCCUAGCAAUGCUGCAAGCUAAUUUGCCCGACUCCGCCAUGCUGCCAAGCAGCCAGUCGAGAGUACUCGCGGCGACAUGCCGGUACUUGUGUGUCCGUCUCCACGCACCGGCGCAGCCACCAUUGGCAAGCCGUGGUACGAGUCGCCCCAGGUCGCUCCCGGGUCCUCAACAAACGCGGAAUCGCAGCAACUCCAUCGCUGAGGUCCACCAAACCUAAUCUCGACGAUCCAUCCCUCUGAGCUCCGUAGCGUGGCUCUGCGAUGGCUGGCCGGAGGCGACUCGUCAGUUGGUCGUCACAAAACGCUGCCACGCCCGCCGGGGAGCACACAUCGCUACGGAACAGCGGCAACGGCACUGGCGGGGGCUUCUGGCGCGU